CCGGGGCUGAUGGAUGCCAGGGAGUGCCGCAUUGCUUAGCGUCCCCGCCUCCGGGUUUGCUGGUAGGAGCCCGCGGCUCUUCUCUCUUGCUUUGGGGUUUUGUAGAAAAGACGCUCUCUCCCCGCCCUGGAGCUCAGCGCUGAAGAGCCACCUUAUUAUUAAUCAGAAUUCCCAUCGUUAUCCCUGGCAGGCGCAUCCUUCAGUAGGGACCGCAGAAGCAUCACAGAGCUGGGGCUGAGAUGUGCGUGGGGGUUGUUUUUGUUGCAUCUUGGAAGAGAAGAGGACAGCAUCAAGAUCAGUGCCAACCGUGCUGGGUGGGCUUAGGGGUGUUUUGUUAGGGUUGAGGAAGGACAAGGAGUGUUGGGCCCGCCAGAGGUCCACAGCUCUUUAAAGGAAAGGGAAGAGGGAACCAAAGUGAGGUGUUGUUUUUAGGCGGUGGGAAAAGAAGUUCGUACUCCCACAAAAGAGCUGCCGAGAGGCAGGAGCAACAGGGUACUGGUCUGGACGCCAAGACAAACAAUUUCCUGUACAGAAGAGGAAGCAGGCGGCAGGGAGGUCUGGAGGCCAGAGUGUGGUGGUGGCAAGGGCCAGGUCUGUUGUGGGACAGUCAGCAGGAGGAAGGGAAGGUUCAGGAACAAGCGGGACGAUGACUCAUUUACAAGCUGGUCUCUCUCCUGAGACCCUGGAGAAAGCUCGCCUGGAGCUGAACGAGAACCCAGACACAUUGCACCAGGACAUCCAGGAGGUGAGGGAUAUGGUCAUCACCAGGCCGGACAUUGGCUUUCUGCGCACAGAUGAUGCCUUCAUCUUACGCUUCUUGCGGGCCAGGAAGUUUCAUCACUUUGAAGCUUUCCGCCUUCUGGCCCAGUACUUUGAGUACCGGCAGCAGAACCUGGACAUGUUCAAAAGCUUCAAGGCCACUGACCCUGGAAUCAAGCAGGCACUGAAAGAUGGCUUCCCUGGGGGCCUGGCCAAUCUGGACCACUAUGGCAGGAAGAUUCUAGUCCUUUUUGCAGCCAACUGGGAUCAGAGCAGGUACACACUGGUGGAUAUUUUGCGUGCCAUCUUACUUUCUUUAGAAGCUAUGAUUGAAGAUCCUGAGCUUCAAGUGAAUGGAUUUGUUUUGAUCAUAGACUGGAGUAACUUCACCUUCAAGCAAGCCUCCAAACUUACACCAAGCAUGCUGCGACUGGCUAUUGAAGGCCUUCAGGAUAGUUUCCCAGCACGAUUUGGAGGAAUUCAUUUUGUCAAUCAGCCAUGGUAUAUCCAUGCCCUGUAUACCGUGAUCCGGCCUUUCCUAAAGGAGAAGACUCGGAAAAGGAUAUUUUUGCAUGGUAACAACCUGAACAGUCUACACCAACUAAUUCAUCCUGAGAUCCUGCCUUCUGAGUUUGGAGGAAUGCUGCCCCCUUAUGAUAUGGGAACGUGGGCAAGAACACUGCUAGAUCACGAGUACGAUGAUGACAGUGAAUACAAUGUGGACUCCUACAGUAUGCCUGUAAAAGAGGUGGAAAAGGAACUCUCUCCCAAGUCCAUGAAGAGAUCCCAGUCGGUAGUGGAUCCUACAGUACUAAAACGCAUGGAUAAAAAUGAAGAAGAAAACAUGCAACCUUUGCUCUCUCUGGACUGAUAAAUUCUCUACACUCUCCAUGGAUUAGAAAUGGAAGGUACUUGUUUUCAGCAACAGGGACAGCACUGUGGAAGAAUGACCAGCUGGAAACUUAUUUAUUCAUGUUAAUGUAGCAUAAUAUAUAAUAAGGCAUUGGGCUUUCCCAUUUGCCUGAACCAUGGGUGCCCUGGUCUGGAGUUAAAGAAAAAAGUCAAUAAUUUAUUCUGUAAGUGCCAAGUUCUUUGUAAAUAUAAUGUAAUCUUCAUGUCAAGUUUGUAAACUUUGGUAGUAACUUAAAUUGGAAAAGAUUGGCUCGAGACCAUACCAGUGAUAUGAAUUAUACAAAAACUAGAAAAGACACAUACGCAAUGGAAGCUAAUUAAAUGUAGCCCUGUUUCCUAUGAAGCCAUAUUUCAGCUAUCAUAGUGAUUGUUUCAUUGUUUUUCUCUGAAGUUGUCAUAUUCCAAUGUACUUUUAAUGGACACAGGUAACUAGAUGAUUCUAGGAAAUUAGUAUGAUAAGUGUAUUUCCUGUCUAGUGAUUUUCAUUUCACACAAAAUGUGUCCUAGUGACUAUCACUGGCCUUGAAUUUUGGAGACAAGGAAUGGCAGAGGAGCUGGUAAACUAAACACUUGAACUCUUCUAUGUUGUUUAAUUCCUGGAGUCUUGUGAAAGGAUAUGUUCCCCAUAUUAAGAUGUCGAAUUCUGAAAGAGAGUGGAUUUUUUUUAAACUGCUGUCUUCACAACGUGUCUUUUAUUUAAGACCCCAUUGUAUCGUUUCUCGGCCUUUUGGCUAAGAUCAAAUGUAGUAUUUAAGACCCCAUUGUAUCCCUGUCUAAUGUACUUUAAGAACAUUCCCCCCCCAAAAAAAACUCUUUGACCAAGAGAAAGACAACUCAUACGUGAAUAGUGUUUUGACAGCUAAUUUUGGGCAUAAAAGUUGCCAUGUACGGAUAAGGGGCUAAUUUCUAAUUCUUGUGCACUGGUUGGAAACAUAAACAUAUAUAUUCACAUGCACAUAUAUAUUUUUAUUGAGCUCUAAUAAAUUCUUGAUGUGACAGGCUUAUAAAAUAAAUCAUACAUAUUCAAUGGUCUUAGAGAUGUUAUAAAUGAUUAUGUGAGAUACUAACUCUGGAAAACUACUUCUGCUAAAGUUAAUGAAAAUGAUGUUUAGUGAAAUAGACUUUCAGUGAACCUGUUUAAGGGAAUUCCAAUUUAAUUUGUAAUGCAAUCUUGAAUCUGUGCCAUUUUAGUGAAAAAAAAUUUUCCUUUAAAAAACAACAGGUCUCAACGUAACAUAGGUUUUAGGUGACCAAGAGUAAUACAAUUUUUCUCAAAAAUCCAAGUAAUUAUCUUAAUGACUCUGUAAGUACAGAUUUUCUUUUCAGAAAAGACUGAAGGAACAUAUUGCAUCCAUAAGACAUAAUGAAAGCUUCUGAGGGCAUCUGAGAUAGCAUAUUAUAAUUCAAAUCUAGAUGUGGAAUCCUUAUGUUAUUUAGUUUUUAUUUCAUAGAAAUUGUACAAUUAUAGCACAUUUUAAAAAUCUUACUUUAAAUUUCAAAUCCCAGUGUGAAAAAGCAAGAUUUUUACCACCUCUUCAGAGUGACGAUUUUUGAGAUCGAAAAUUUACCACUAAAAUAUUCUUUUGAAAGAAACAUAUCUCAAGGAGCUCUUGGAAACCAACAGAAAUAAAGGCAUGUAGCAGCUUUUAUAUAUUUUUGGCCAAAAGCUUCAAAAAUUCCAGUGACAAUUCUAUAGCCAAAAGUCUUAAAAUCAAGAUCAGGACACCAAUCUGCAGUCACACUGAUGGCCUAUCUAACAUUUGUAAAAAUACAUAAUCUAUACAUAAAUAAUAUGAUUGAAAUACACCUUAGAAAUGCCAACCUCAAGGAAGUACAGAAGAAUAACAACUGUCAGGUACUCUGCCCUGCCCAUAAAUAUGAUAGAGAUUAGAAUGACCUGGGGAUAAAAAGCCACAGCAACUCUUAUCUUUGUUAGAACCCUACCCAUGAGAUUCUUACGUUUUUGCCUACCUGAUGUACAUUUUAUAGUCUUGGACUUCAUAUACUACAGAAGCAAGUGUUAGGCAAUAGGAUGCAUUAGGAUAAAAGAGAAACAAAGUACAGAAGGAUUGCCAACUUUUCAGUCUCAUGUGUUUCUCUUGAAAUACACUAUUUAUUGGCAUUUUUUAGGAUUCUACCAGCUUCAGAUGUCAACUAGUAUAGCCAGCUUCUUUCCCCUCUCAUAAGGCUAGUGUCAUAUGUAAAAAUAACCAGAAAGGCAUAUUUUAUGUGUAUACAUACCUAUCUAAGUAUGAUUCCCACUAUCUCCCUUGCCCAACAUCUGGAAACUUCAUUUCCCAUUGCUGUGUGUCUGUUCUUCUUCAAAUGAGCAAUUCAGAGUUGGCUGCAUUGUGUAAAAUAUUUUUAAAUGAAUGAAAAAAUUACAACAAUGAUGCCUUUUGAAAUUGCUUUAUCUAGUUCAAUCUGUGAGUAGACUCGUUUUCCAGGAAUGUUUUUGGAGCUGCUUGGUCAAGGGAUAUUUGGUCAACUCUAUAAAUUUUCCCUUCAGCACCAGCUAACUUGCACCAUUUAGGGAUGCUUUUUCCUGAUGCGAUAUUCUGUGUUAUAUCUAUUGUCACAUAACUUCAUAAAUAAGCACCCCCAUGUUCUUUCAAUUUAAUUGUGAUAGUCCUCUCUCUCUGUCUCGCUCUCUCUCUCUGUCUCACACACACACACAUACAUACACACGCCACACACACCACACACACACACACACACACACACACACACACAGCUGUUUGCCCUCAUGGAUUUGCCUAUUUUGAGAUCUAUGCUUUACUUUUGUAGCCGUCGUUAUUGAAAAUAGUAGACAUCAAAGAAUUACCACAUUUCAUUUGGAAUAGGCCAGUUGUUCGUACUUCUCGCACCCUGCCUGUUCUGCCAGCUAGUUCUUAUAUCCUUUCUUCCUUCCAUUGUUUCAGGGGCGGCUGCUUCCAAAGCUAGUUUAAAAAUAAAUAGCUUUCCUUUUAUUGUCAGUGAUAUUUAUACACAUUUUUGCCUGAUAUUUUUAAAGGAAGAGAUUAUCGUGAAAAUACACUCUAAGAAAUAUGAAGAAGUGCCUCUUUAAAAAUGAGAUAAAGCAGUGAUACUAGAAUAUGGAUUCUAUUUAUAUUCUCUUUGGAAAAGUAAAUACAUGCAUCUAUGUCAUAAGGGUGAAAUAUAAAUAUCAUUUGAAGAAGGAUAUUGAGGCCUUGCUUUGAACAUUCCCAUAGAGUAUUAAGUCUUUAUUGUGUAAGUUCAAUACCGUAACUUGAACACGUUAUUGACAAGUCUGGCAUUAUGCUAAAACAAUAUACAAGUAUUUGUUCAAGGAAGUUUUUGAAGUGGGCAUGCAUGAUUUCUUUUAUUUCGGUAAUAGUUUGCUUAGUGUAGGCAGACAUUCCUUGAGUCUUUUCACAGAAAAAUGCUUGUUUAUUUUACCAUACUGAAAAUUCAUACAUUCAUAAGCAGGAAAGCCAAGCAGCUAGGUUCUCUCUAAUAUUGUUAACUAGGUCACAUUGUUAAAGUAAAUAUUUGAAGUUUCUGUACUAUUCCCGAGGGAGCAGAGGUCCCUCUAAUGCAUCAAGAAAAUGGAGCAUUGUUUUAGACCUCGGGGAACAUGUUUGUCACUCACAAAAAGAAACCCUUAGAGCCAUGGCAGAGUGUAUCUUCAGAAACAGAUUUCCUUUCCUUCUACAAACAACCUAAAGGUUUAUGGAUGUGUCUGUGACCCCUUAGAGAAAUUAUAUGAAGAAAACCUGCUGAGAGGCUAUGUAUUCUGUUGUUGUAUCUAAAUGUCUAACUGAUCUGGUUAGUUAAUAACUUUUUUGAUUCUUAUUUUGUGUGUAUUUAUUGAUGAUUACUUGAAAAGCUGCCAUCAGCCAUCAGGACAUUUUAGAGUGAUUUUCAACACACAAAAUAAAAGGAGCAAAGGUCUGGCAUGAUAUUUGAACUUUCAGAUAUAGUAUUUACAUUUUUACAUCAAUAAGCUCAUAGGCAUAUAUUCCUUUUUAAGUAUGCUAUAUAGAUAUAUAGCCUAAAAAAUAGUGGUGCAUUUUAAAUUUAUGAUACCAUUAGAUCAUUUAAGAAUCAGCAAGUUACAUACAAUGUAUUGGCACAAAAGUACAAGAUUGGCUAAAUAUCCAGGAUGUGUAAUUAUUUCAGUAGUAAAAAGGAUUUGUUUUUUUUGUGUUCAUUUUAGUUGAAAGAAAACUGAUUUCAACGUGCAGUUGGAAUUAUUUAACACUAUUUGCUAGUUGAAAGGUGGCAAAUAAGUAAGACUACAAAAGGAGACUUGACUUUGAAACAUUAUUAUAUCUUGAUCUUAGUGGCUUAAAGAAUGUAAGUUUUCACAAGUUCAAGUUUUUAUUUUGUAAACAUCCAUAGGUUAACCCCACACAUGGAGAUACUAUUAUGGAGUCUAUUCUGUGAUAAGUGUGGGAAUUUAUUCCUUUGCAUUGUGGGAAAAAAUAUAAAGUAGCAAUUCUGUGGAUUGAAACAGCCAAAUUUUACUGUUUUUCAAAGGUGGAGGGUGCAAAUGAUACUUUUUAAAUUAAGAAAAAAACCAAAUAUGCAUAGAUUUAAAUACAAUGAAUGCACUUUUCUAGUAGAUAGUGGACAUGUUACAAUUCAGAAGGUGUUGGUCAAUAUUUGGCUUAGUUUCAAGUUUCAAUGCAAAUAUUUGUAUCUUUAAUGAUAUCAAUUCAUUUAUUCUGUCAAAAUUAUUUUUGUGGUGAAUGAGAGAGACCUCAGUGAAAACUGAAAUAAAUGUUAAUAGAACUUUCAAGAGUUAAUCAAUCCCCAACUAUUUUGAAAAAUUGCAAUGGACUAUAAAUGGUUUACAUAUAAUAGAGUUUCAAGCAUUGUCUUAUUUCUAAUCUAGUUUUCAGCUUUCAGACUUAUUUAGAAGAUAAAUAAAAUUCCAAAACCACAUACUUUUUUUUUUCCAAACUGUCCAGAAAGAAAACAAAACAAGAUGUCUAAGAGGUAAUUUAUAAAAGUCCUACAUAAGAAUACAAGCACACUGUUUACUAUUUGGUUUAAAUACCUAUGACCUUUUGAGGGAGUGAUUUAUUCCAAUACAACAUUAUAAAUGGUAUAAUAUAAUUUUUGAAUAAAUACAUUUCUGCUUUAAAAAUAAUUUUGCAUAUGGUGAAUGUUGAAUUUGGUAGUAUUGGAUCUGUUGCACCUGUGAAAUGUAAAUUUCUAAAAUAUCAUCUAAAAAUGGACAAUAACUUUCUUUUUAGAGAAAUUUUAGUUAGCUAUUUAGGUUAGGAUAUCUGAGAUUUUCUGACAUUUACAUGUUUGGAGCUUAAAGGAGAAAACAUUUCAUUUAAUCAAAACAUCAUUUUUAGUAUUCUGUAAGUUUUAGACAAGAUUUCAAAGGAUAGUUUGAAUGAAGAAGUGAAUUAACUUUUAAGUUGCAUAUAGCAAUGCAGAUGACCAUUAAAUAGCUGAUAUUUUCACUUUUGACGUAAAGUUGUGAGAUUAGACAUACAUUCAAAAUUAUAAAGAAGCAUUGAUUUAAAUAAAUUCUAUUAAACAUAACUCCAUUUCAAACUAUUAAAUAAAAUAAAGUUAUUCAGCCUGACUUGGAAAAAAUGCUUAAUAAAUACACAUUUGUGUCUUCUGGGAGUUCCCCUCAUUUAACUUACCUAUAGAUGAAAAGUUAUCUAAUGAGGGAAAAGAGGCAUUUAGCCAGAACCCUCUGUAAUAGACUUUAUGACUUUGUCUGGCUCAGAUGCAGAUGAUUUUCCUGUACACAGGUUUUGAGAUUAUUAAGGAUCAUUAUCGCUGCCUCUUUGUAAAGCCAUGUCAGGAAGGGGCCAUGUUUCUAGCAGCAACUGAAGAAGCAUCACAAGUGGGAAUGAAUUCAGGACAACCAAAGAAUGCAAGAAAAACCAGAGAUAUGGAAUUCUUUCCGCACUAAAAAGUACAUUAAAGUGUAUUAAAGUGUACAUACAGAAAACGCUUUCAAAAUGUCAAGGGUUUCUGAUAUCAAGACUUAAAUACUUGGCCAAUAAAAGAGUCCAUGGGGACAUGAUGGUCAA
This is a messenger RNA of Felis catus (domestic cat), 7700 nucleotides long. It is a transcript of the gene CLVS2, whose product is annotated as clavesin 2. The transcript is spliced from 6 exons. The coding region runs from base 647 to 1630 and encodes 327 amino acids. The record is from RefSeq and is a predicted model, not a curated record. Gene Ontology annotation, cellular component: membrane. Gene Ontology annotation, molecular function: phosphatidylinositol bisphosphate binding. Lineage: Eukaryota; Metazoa; Chordata; Mammalia; Carnivora; Felidae.